AUUGUAUUGCAUAAUAAUUACGUUUUAAAUAUCUUUAUCUCAACAAGCUGCAGUUAAUUGCCGUACCGUUGAUACACGUAAUAAGUUGUGCGAUUAUUUAUAUAUAUUAAGAAAUCCUCUUACAAGAGGACAGGAAACACGUAGGAAGAUCAUGCGAUUGUGUUUAAACAACCAUGAUUAUGCGUAAGUUUAUACUUUUUAUCGCGCGGAGAUAAUCCCUUCCAAGCAAGCGCCUUUAGAGUAGGGCAAUACGUAUAUUAAUCCUUGUCGCGAGACGCGGUAUUGCAUUCCGUGAUACUGUAAGAGAAAGAGAGAGAAAGAUUAUCAGCAUCUCCCGUGAGAAAAGUUCGAUUUUUCGCGUGAACUGAAAAUGCCUCUGAAAUAUUUAACGCCGGAGCAGAAGCAGUUCUGGGAGGAAAAUGGUUACAUCAAAUUGUCGAACGUGUACUCGGCGAAGGAAAUGAACGAGAUACUGGACUCCUACGAUGACUUGUUCGAGAGAAAGCAGCGCGAAAAUCCGAAUAUGGAGGCAAGCUGGGGCGGAGCUGACAUGAAGAAGGAGGCUGGGAAUAUCAGUUACUCCGUGAAAUCCAUCCACAAUCUGCAAAUGCACGACGGCGUUUUCACCCGGCUAGUCACGCACCCGAAUUUACUGGACGCCCUCGAGGACAUCAUGGGCACCAGGGACAUAAUGCUGCAUCACACCAAGGCGCACAUAAAGCCGCCGGAGAAAGGGGCGCCUUACCUGAUGCAUCAAGACUAUCAUUAUUUUCCCCACAAGAAGCACUCUAUGUUGGCGGUGUUUCUACACUUGGACGACACAACGCCGGAAAACGGCGGCUUGGCGGUGUACCCCGGCAGCCACAAGCUCGGGCCGUUGGAGGACUACGGGAGCCAGUACGCCGACCCGAGGGGCGAGCAGUAUCACUACGCCAAUCCCAAGGAGUACCCGCUGUCGAACGCCGUUCCCGUGUCCGCGAGCAGGGGUGACCUCAUCAUCUUCUCCUACCUGCUGCUUCACGGCUCGUAUCUGAACUUGUCCGACCGGAGCCGACGCAUGUUUCUCCUGCAAGUGAGAGCCGCCGACGACGAAGUGUAA
Wasmannia auropunctata (little fire ant) is the source of this 1099-nucleotide messenger RNA. Its product is annotated as probable phytanoyl-CoA dioxygenase. Gene Ontology annotation, molecular function: phytanoyl-CoA dioxygenase activity. Lineage: Eukaryota; Metazoa; Arthropoda; Insecta; Hymenoptera; Formicidae. Gene Ontology annotation, biological process: fatty acid alpha-oxidation. The transcript has 3 exons. The record is from RefSeq and is a predicted model, not a curated record. Bases 371 to 1099 code for a protein of 242 amino acids.